Lytechinus pictus (painted urchin) is the source of this 4794-nucleotide messenger RNA. RefSeq lists its product as uncharacterized. The transcript is spliced from 4 exons. NCBI's taxonomy places the organism in Eukaryota, Metazoa, Echinodermata, Echinoidea, Temnopleuroida, Toxopneustidae. The coding region runs from base 184 to 1068 and encodes 294 amino acids. The record is from RefSeq and is a predicted model, not a curated record.
GUCAACGGAGUGCAUCCCGGUAGUCAACGCAUGCAGCGCUGCUCGGUAUUAUAACCCGGCCGGCCGUAUAGGCUUGAAGUUGAGAUCACUUGCACUGGUACGGAACUUGUUACAGACUGAGGCAAAUUUGGUAGCCGCAUUAUUAUCUGAUAUCCAUAAUCCAUUUGAAAUUCACUGGAAAUCAUGACAACCUACAUGCCGCCGAUGCAGACGAAAGCGAGAGCAGAGAAGGCACCACCGCAUGGCCUAAACUCCACAAACAGAGUCUUUGGAAACUACGAUGAGAAGAACACCCGUGGCAUGUACAACGGCUCACACUAUGCCAGGACAUUCAAGGGAGAGAAGCAUCCUUCCCAACCCCAACCGAGGUUAAGUUCGGCCACCAGACACAACAAACCCCACCCUGAGGGUGUCGGCUUUCUCAUCCAGGACUGUGCGACCCUUCAUGACCCCAUCUGUGAUGUCAAGACAAAGGUCAACCCUAACGAUGCUCACUGGUGGCCUUCCAGGGAGAACCCAAACACCAAUAAGAACCCGGUUUACACCAAGGACACCAUAAGCAGGAGUGAUUACAAGACGUAUAAGAAUAGACCUCAGGGACAAACGAGACACGGUAGUAACCCAAACACCAUGCCUGCACAUGGACCAGUUCCUGUAACACAAUUAGCAAACCCGACCGGACCUAGACUUCUGAUGGAGCGAAUCUCAUAUCAGCAUGGUUAUGACAGCCGUAAAACAAACAACCUACAACAGAGGGGCAAGCUCCAUGGAAACUUUGUAUGGGACGUCUUCCACCCCACCUCACAACCAGACACCAAGGAUGUCCCCUCAAGACCAAGACUCCCAGGGCGGGGCAGCGAGGGCAUGCGCAACAUCAUGAUGCAUGACCUCACCCACGAGCCUAACCGAGCCGUCCGGGAGGCGCAGUUCCCCAGUCAAUACCGACCCCUGAAGCCCAUCGCUGGGAAGGUCGGGGGAAAGCAAGAGGGAAAGAUCGUGCCGACUGAUGUGCCCAGUGCCGGACUCAGACAUGAUACAGUGCCAGCUCUCCCUCCAAUUGGAAUGUAGGAUGGUGAACUGCUUUAUGAUUAUGUCCUACAGAGUUUAAUGGUGCUUCCUUUGGUGGUGUGUUCUUGAUUCAGAUCAGACUUCCAAAAUUCCAUUUUUUUCUUAAUUAUUGUGCUGAUAGAUGGCAUUUGCCUUUACUAUCUUAAGGUAAAGGAUUUUAUUUUUCAUCUUGCUUCAGUCAAUUUUAAGUCUUUGGCUUUGAUUCAUGAUCCACCCUGAGAUUGACAAGUUGUCAUUCAUUAGGAGUUACCAAAGAUGCAUAAAUUAAUGGAAAAAAAAUAAUAACUAUUAAGUCACCAGUGCCAUAAGUUGAGUCUCGACAAUUUCAGCACUGGGUCCUACUUGAGAUGUUGAAGUCAAAGCAGCUGCAGGCAGCUGAUGAACAGUAACUUAUCUGAUCAAAGUAACUAUUUGAUAUCAAUUGGAUAACAUUGAAUGGCCAAUUGUUUGGCCAGCAUGUACUCAUCAAUUUUGAACUGUCAUAUUGUUUGUUUAAAGCUGGACUUUAAGCUUAUAGGGACACUUAUUGCACAAAAUUAGAGUGAAGUUCAUCUCUAAAGAUCAUUGGGAGGAUAUGAAAUCAAUUAUUAGAGGUUAUAUUUUUAAAAAUACAUGUUUAUGUUUUCUCGUUUUGAAAUGCUACUUUAUUUUUACUGAAUCAUCAUAAUUCAUGAUAUUUUCCCAGCAUUGGCAGUGCCUCACAAUGGCUAGACUGACUGGAAUUUAUAACCAUGCUAAUGAUAGUCCAAGUUAUUAGAUUCUAUUUUGUAAAUGCUUUAUUGACACCAGUCACUAAUUUGUGACUGAUCUAUUCAAAAUGUUUGAGUAAGUCAAUUUAAAAAAAUUCAAACAUCAAUUUGCAAAUGUUGGUAUCGAUUAUUCUAUUUUCUUUUUUAAAAUUGAAUUAUCCAGGGACUCGAUUUUAAGGCGCGCGAGAGCGAUCGCGCGCUACAUGCGCGCCUUAAUCCAUUUUUGGUAGCGCGAUUUAUAGCGCGCCUCGCGAUAGCUGACCUGCGCGAAAAUGCCUAAAGUCGCCCUCGAAAUCACCCAAAAUCAUGCUUUCGGGGGCGACAUAAAAUCUGAAUGUCGCCCCCGAAAUUAUUGCCGAGUGAUAACAACUCAACGGCCCACUAGUGCCAUAGGCUCGAGCUCCGCUUACCAUUUAAAAACCAUCCAAAAUCCACACUCAAAAUCACGAAUAAGCCUUAAAAGUAGCGAGUAGCGCAGUUUCAAAUUCCGAAGUUGCGUUAUUUUUUCUGUACCACGUAUUUCCAUACACAUGGUACCAGGUAUGGAAAAAAAAAUCAACGCAACGGUCGGGAAAGAGUUGCAUGUAUAGGGGUCCAUUAUGACUACCACCGUGUGCCAUUUUGAAUGCACAUGUUUCCCCUACAGAUAUCACAAUUCUGUGAUAAAAUAAUUCGAAUUACACAGGAAAUAAAUCCCAGAGUCUAGUAACCUAGCAUUGGUGAGUUGUCAUUCGGCUUUGCUUUUCAAAACGGCUUAUUAACUUCCAAAAUAAGUUAUCUAAUUUAUCAAUUAUAACUAAAAAAUCAUUUGUUUUCUUUUUCUAGGGGAUGAGGUAUUAUAUCAGACAAUAAAUCAUCAAACAAAGCUCCAUCUUUUUUACAAGGACGGCGGCAGGCUCACGCAUUGGCGCUUUUACUAGCUAGCCAGUUGGAGCUCUGUCUCUCUGCCAGAGCUCUGGGGGACAAUUCGCUCAGUAAAGGCCUCAAUGAUGGUGAUUUUCUGUUUCAGACAGAGUUUACAUUUCAGGAAUAUUAUUCAAAACUGCCAAUAAAGUUUGAUGAUUUCUUCAUUGUCAUGUAUAUAUUUAAGUUCUUAAUGAAUACAUUCUCACCAAAUUUAGACUCCCCCAUAGAGAAAUUAAAUUUUCAUGGAGAUCUGCGUUUUCAAAGAACUUCAGGAAAAGUUAGGGUAUGUGAUGGGCCUUUAAUACAUGUACAUGGCUGACUAGGGUAUUGUACUUGAAUAAAUGGAGUAGAAAUUAGAUAUUGAAUUCAUUUAUAUCCAAGUCCAACUCACAGUCACACACACACGCACACACCCACACACACCCACCCAUCCACACACACCCACAUCCAAGAUUCUAAACAUGAUAAAUAACUUUAAAAAUCAUACAAUAUUUAAUAUUAAACAAAAAGUAAUAAUUCCUUAAUAAGUGAACAGGUAUUCCUCAAAAUACAAAAAAGUAGCAUUUAAAAAGAGCCCCCGAAAUUUGACAAAAAAAUUAAAAUGGAGCCCCCGAAAAAAAAAAAAAAAAAUUGUCAGUGACUUAACUUUUAGCCAAAGUCAAAACCUAACUAAAACAGGUUUUACAACACACAAUCUAAUUACAAUACAUUGUAAAACAAUUAUAAAUACUUCCUUUGGUUGUUGAUUGUAAUUGUAUAGUACAUACAUUUCCUCCAUCCAUUUUGUUAAUUGGGCAAAAAGCUCCCCUUGUAUGUUGAAGAAGAGCUUUUUGAAGUGCUCCUCUACCGCUCUCCUUAAAAGUUCUAGGAGAGCUUUUUAUUGCUCCCCUUAUAAUUAUAAAACCGAGUCCCUGAUUAUCUCUAAAUUGAUUCAUGAAUCUAGUAAUUAUCUAGUAAUGGAGAAGUGGGGUUAUUCAGCUAUGUUUACACGUAUGAGCCUUUCAUUUUAUUUUGUAUAUUCCAAUUUUGAAGUUUUGCUUAUUUUAUCAUUUAUAUAUUGGCAUGAUGAGCCUUUCAUUAUAUUUUGUAUAUUCCAAUUUUGAAGUUUUGCUUAUUUUAUCAUUGGCAAACUGUGUAUGCCUAAUGUACAAUUGUUUCAUGAAAACUUGUGAGAAAAAGACCCCCCAAAAAAUGAUUAGAAAGAUAAUAAUAGUUUAGUGGGGAAAUUGAAAUCAAGGAAUAUUGUAGAUUUACAUGUACUUGAAGCUUUUUACUAAGGUAUCAUGUGCAGUGUGAUUUUGCACAAUGGAAGUAAUGGGAAAACAAAUGCAAUGUAAACUAGAACAUUUUACUUUGCAUGGAGAGGGAGAAUUUUAUCUUGCCAAAUUUUUAAUUGGACGUAUAAGAUUUCAUAUCUAAGACUUGUUGAAGGGAUUGUAUUAUUGAUUUGUUUAAAUAAGCGUUGGAUCCAAAUGGACAGAGAACAUAGAGGUGACCCCCCCCCCCCCGCAAGAAAAAAAGAACCCGUGAUAAUCAUACAUCUUACAUUGGAGUCUUUGGAGGUAUACAUUGACAAGUAAAGCAAAUUUGCCUUUAGUGAUAUCUUUUUUGGGGAGAAUUUGUGCAUUUUCCCUGCCAUAUUAUCUUGGAUCCUUGGUACUGUUCAAAUGAUUAUUUAAAUCAAUUAACAGUCUUUCAAGGGAAUGUAACCUUUUUUAGGUUGUCAUUUUUUUUAAUAUUUAACAAGUGGAAAAACAGAAGAAGAAUUAUUGUCAAUAUUUGACUACUUUCAUUCUUGCCAGUAAUAUGAUCGACAUGCACUAUAAAGUAUAUUGUGUUAUAUUUUGUACUAGUCUAUUGCAUUAAUGUGAGGAUUCCGUCCAUUGGCUGAAGGUUAUUCGUUUUUGUGUUGUUUUUUCGAGAAGUUCAGUACUCUGUAGUCUUCUCAGCUUGUAUUACUGAUACAACUAUGCAAAAUUAAGAGCAUGUGGUUUUGUACAUUUGUGUUUAUGUUUUUAUAGUGCAUAUAAAUUUGAUUUGUUGCUGUUGAAAUAAAUUUAUAUUCAAAGUA